GCGUGCGCGUGCGGCUGCUCCAUUGAAUCCUCCGUUAGCUCCGCGGGCUAAAGGCUAAAAGCUAACGCCGCCGAACCGAACCGAGCCGAACCGAACCGGACCGGGCCGAACAUGUCCAAGAAGAGCGAGUAUCUGCGCGCGCUGGUGACGGAGCGGCUGAGCGCGGCUGCGGAGGAGAUCUUUGCUCUGGUGGAGACGACAAUAGCGGAAUAUGAAGAAGAACUGCGCCGGUCCAAAGAGGAGAACCAGCGGAACCUGCAGCUCCUGGACUCGGUUCGGAACGCGCAGGCCGAACUGCAGAAGCCAGAUGUGGCGGCUCCUCUCUCGUGUUCGGAUCAGAGGAGCUCAGGUUUGUCGGGAGCGUCCGCGCAGAAGCAGCGCGCGGUCAAAAGCGAACGCGACGCUCCCGAAGAGACGGGGGAAAACUGCGACGACUGGACCGCGCCCUCCGCCGGACCCUCCGAGAUCCGGGACCAGAAAGCGGAUCCCGACGGACAGAGCGAGGAACAGAGCGACGAGCAGAGCGAAGAGCAGAUGGAGGAAGAGCAGACGGCGGCUCCGGAGCCUCACCAGUGCUGCAUCUGCGACCAGAUGUUUGUGGAUCCUCAGAGUCUGAAGCGGCACAUGGACCUGCACAUGGAGGAGGUGGAGCUGCUGAGCCGCACCCGAGCGGCGGCGGCGGAGGAGGAGGACGAGGAGGAGGAGGACGAGGAGGACACGUGUAAGCGGCGAGCGCCUCAGCCUCGGCCGCACGCGCUCAGCAGGACCGUGGCGUCUUUCGGCGGCUCACCGUUCAGCUGCCCGUUCUGCAAGAGGGACUUUGCCCGGAAGUCGGACCUGCAGUACCACAUCCUGAUCCACACGGGGGAGAAGCCCUUUUCCUGCUCCCAGUGCAACCGCAGAUUCAACCGCAAGUCAAACCUGUACCGGCACUACAGGAACCACGCCAAGAAAAAAAUCCUCUGAGUCCGAGUCUGGAAAAAAAAACAAAAAAAACCCCAAAUGGAUCUCCGUCCGUUGGUUUGGACUCAUCUGUGUCUGACUUUUCUGCUCUGAUUUUUGUCACAGUCUCGUCUUUUCUUUUCACUUCGUUUAUGUCAAAAACUCACUCCUAAACUCGUUAAACGGGAGCUUUUCUGCUUGUUUCCAUGGAGACGUCACUGCUCUGUCCGGAAUGUUCUGCAGUGUGACUUUAUUAAACAGCUCAACCUUAGAUUUGUUCAGUUACACGUGUUUUAUAACUCAAAAAUACCGAGAAAAACAGACAAAAAAGACUUGGAAAAAGCAAUAAACCAGGACUAAACCAAGGUCUAAACUAAGACUAAACCAGGACUUAAUCAGGUCUAAAGCAGGUCUAAACCAAGGACUAAACUGAGGACUAAACUAGGUCUAAAUCAGGUCUAAAUCAGGACUAAACCAAGGACUAAACCAAAAUUAAAUCAGGUCUAAACAAGGACUAAACCAGGUCUAAACCAAGGACUAAACCAGGUCUAAACCAAGGACUAAACCAGGUCUAAACUAGGUCUAAACCAGGACUAAACCAGGACUAAACCAGGUCUAAACCAGGUCUAAACCAGGUCUAAACCAGGACUAAACCAGGACUAAACCAGGUCUAAACCAGGUCUAAACCAGGUCUAAACCAGGUCUAAACCAGGUCUAAAUGAGGUCUAAACGAGGUCUAAACGAGGUCUAAAUGAGGUCUAAACGAGGUCUAAACCAGGUCUAAACCAGGUCUAAACGAGGUCUAAACCAGGUCUAAACCAGGACUAAACCAGGUCUAAACCAGGACUAAACCAGGUCUAAACCAGGUCUAAACCAGGACUAAACCAGGACUAAACUUCAAAAAUCCUUAUAAAAACAGACCUUCUGACUGUGAGUGGAGUCGCCUCUCCACAGAUCUGUCCUGUAACUCGGUCCUGGUUUGGUCUCCACGCAGAUUAAAAGUUUUAAAGCACAGUUUUACUGCGGAACAUUCCAGACAAAAAAGCACUAACCUCUCCAUGAAGAAAAGCCUUUGACGGAGCCUCCAAAAGAAAAGUUACACAUUGCAGCUUUAAAUACUCGAGCUGUUGUCGAUUUAAAAACCCAAACGUCUCCACAGCAGCAGGGGGCGCUCUUCUAAAACUACUAUUUACUUAAAACUUCAACUAAAUCACGAGUUUAAUCUAAAUUUUUACAGAGAAACACACACAACCCCCCCAAAAAAAACAAACAAAUCUUCAUCUUCCGUCUUUCUUCUUCUUCUGCCUUUGUCCCAGAGACAUUUUUAAUCGAAUAAAACUCAUUUUAAUCGACUAAAAACCUACAGCCCCAAAAAUCCUGGAGGAAAUAGAAUCCUGACUGUUUUAUUUUUUGGUCAAAGUUUCACUGUGGAACUUUUCUGGCUUUUCUCCUUGUCUGUUUUGUCUUGAAUAUUCCUCAGUGUUGGGGCUGUGCAAAAAUAUUGAAAUAUUGAAAACUCGUAUCGUUUAAUUUGACGAUACCGUACGGUUAUCGUGGGCUGCUGUGUUUUAAGGUACAUUUUACUGAAUAUUUUGUGUUGGAACGAUAUUUAUGUUGAUAUUUUCACCGUUUUGUUGAGUAAAAUCUGUGUUUUUCAUGUUAACUUUGCACAAACUCAGUGGAUUUUUUCGACUUUUAGUGUCGCAGCCUGGAUUUAUCUUUUAUUUUUCACUGAAUUGUAUCAAAUCGAUUUGAAAUGCAGCGUGACCCAAAAAACGUGACAUCAGUUUAAAAGCAAUUCUCUCGAAAACUAGCUCAAUCGCCGAGUCCUUCCUCUGUACAUUUUUGGUACCAAGUCCAGAUUUGUUUACCAGAUGGUGAAGUUUUUUCCAAAUUUUGCAUUGAAGGAAUGAAUUGAAGGAACUGAAUUUUGAUCACGAUUUCGAUUUGUGCGUCAAACGAAAUCAUGAUCACUCCAAACUCAAAAUCAACUUGAAACGAUUUAAGCUUAACAGAGUUUAUUUUGGGAUAUUUUUUUACAAAUAUAAUUUUAGAGAUUGUAGUAGAGCAGAAUCUAGAGUUUAUUUUGGUACAUUUGUUUUUCUGUGUCUUAUUUCAUAUUCAAUGUUUAUUUUAUACAUUUUUUGUUUUAUAUUUUGCAUUUUGUGUCUUGAAAUCUUCUGCACAAACUAAACCUAAGACUGAACGGUCGAGCGGCUCGAUUACGGAAAAAAAAUCAUCAUUACGAUUAUUUUGGUCAAUAUUGAAUCACAAUUAUUCAAAUGAUUAUUUUGUAGUCACACGAUGCAUUUAUUCAACAUUUCUCUCUCAAAAAACAAAACACUUUGUUAUUGAUAAUUAACGCAAAAAUGUCAAACUUUUAAUAAAUAUCGGCAACAAAUCUGAACCUUAGAGCAGAUUUGUGAUCUAUAAAACAUAAAAUGAAUAAAAUAAAGUUUCAAGGCAGAAAAACAUAAAUGUGCCAAAAUAAACUCUAUAUUCUGCUCUUCUACAAUCUCUAGAUUUAAACAAUAAAAUAAAUGUAUGUAUUUAUAUAAAAAAUAUCCCAAAAUAAGCUUUCGGGAGCACAGGUCCUCACUUUCACCGGCUCGUAAAUCCUUUCAACUUGAUGAUAUGAGUUUGAAAAUCAUUUGACACACAAAUCGAAAUCGCACAGACUCACGAAAGAAACCUCGAUACGAUAUGUUUUUCGAUACAGUGAGCUUUCGAUUCAAUCCAGAUUCGAUACAAUAUAGUUCAAAUCGAAUUGAUACGGCUCCGUGAAAAACAAACUAAAUCACGGCUCUGACACUAAAAGUCCACUGAGUUUGAACAAAGUUUUUUCCUACUUAUUUAGAAUUUAUAAUUUAUAUUUUUUACUCUUUUUUUAUUAUAUUUCUGGUGAUGUGUGACUCCUGUGUCCAAAUAAUUUCCCUUGUGGAUCAGUAAAAUUUGUCUCAGUCGCCCAUUUUACUCAAAACAGUAAAAAUAUCAACACAAUUGUAGCUUUUAAACAAAAUAAUUUAGUCAAAUGUACCUAAAAAUACUGUGUCAUCACAUUUAAACGACACGAUAUUUCGAUAUUUCAAAAUUUUUGCACAGCCCCAACAGAGACGAGCUGCUCCAGAAACGUUACGUUGCAAAGAUUUUAAUUUUUUUUAAUGUUCAUAUGUUCUUGUAUUUUAAAACUUUUUUGCAAACUGAUCUUACUCUACUGAUGUUGGAGAUUUACACGUUUGAGAUUAGUUUUAUCAGAACACGCUGUUUUUACCAUGUUUAAUUUUAGUUUUUUCAAUUCCGUAAACAGUUCUCUAAAGUUGUUUGUUCUAGAUUUUUAAGAUCAGAAGGAAAAUCAUUUGUAGAAGUGACAUAAACCUGCAAAACCGAAUAAAUCGUACGUUUUUAUCACCGCGUA
Messenger RNA from Boleophthalmus pectinirostris (great blue-spotted mudskipper), 4357 nucleotides. Its product is annotated as zinc finger and SCAN domain-containing protein 2-like. The coding region runs from base 112 to 966 and encodes 284 amino acids. Gene Ontology annotation, cellular component: nucleus. Gene Ontology annotation, molecular function: RNA polymerase II cis-regulatory region sequence-specific DNA binding; DNA-binding transcription factor activity. Gene Ontology annotation, biological process: regulation of transcription by RNA polymerase II. NCBI's taxonomy places the organism in Eukaryota, Metazoa, Chordata, Actinopteri, Gobiiformes, Gobiidae. The transcript has 2 exons. The record is from RefSeq and is a predicted model, not a curated record.